Messenger RNA from Zychaea mexicana, 2900 nucleotides. RefSeq lists its product as uncharacterized. Bases 62 to 2638 code for a protein of 858 amino acids. The record is from RefSeq and is a predicted model, not a curated record. The transcript is spliced from 2 exons. Lineage: Eukaryota; Fungi; Mucoromycota; Mucoromycetes; Mucorales; Lichtheimiaceae.
CUCCUAUUCCUUCUUUAAUCGUUCCGUUCUUUCUCUUUUUUCUUUUCUCUUUUACCGCGUCAUGGAUCUUCCCAAUCCUUCAAAAAAACCUCGCACUCCUAAUAGAAAUCACCCACCGUUAGCGUCUUUAGAGAACAAAAACGAGUCUUUACGAUCUGAACAAUCACUACAAAAACGCCCCUUUACUCCAUUGACAUCCGCAGCAACAGCAGCAAUAGUAGAAAGGAAGCAAUUAACGGGAGCACCUACUGUCCAUUCUGCCGCCCAGGCAUUGCCUGCUGUGCAUGAUGAAAACGCCAGUCCAUUUACCACUACCAGUCCUACUGCAACACAUGCGACCAAAAAGCGAGAUCUUUUUAUUCCUCAGACAUACAAGGCAACAAAAAACCGUGUCGAACGUACAUGUCUGCGACCGACCGCUGGUGGCAAAACAGUAGCUGCUAUGAAGCAUCUCCAUAACGAUAAGCGCCCUGGCAACAACAAUCAUCACCAUACAAUCGGUGCUUCUGGCAACAACAGUGGCAUCAGUAGCAAUAACCACCAAAUUCACGACCGUAACGACACCCCACAUCAGCGUUUAUCGGCCGAACAACUCAAGUUGCUCAGCAGACGUAUUGAUCCUUCAGCUCCUUUACAAUCUCCCCACAGCUCUCCCGUUAAACCUGCGUUACCGAGCUCCUUUGUCACUUCUUACUCUCCUUCGUCACAACCAUUAUCGUCAAUAGUACCAGCACAACCACAACAACAGCAAUCGUCACAGUUUCAAAACCGUACUACCACCGACACCACUAUUGGAGCAAAUACUACUGAUAGCAGCAGUAACAACAACAACAACAACAACAACAGCAACAAUAUCAGUAACGACACAAACACCGGAAGCAACCACUCUGGCUCUUCAUCGUCGGCGCCAUCAUCGUCAACACUAUACCAGACGUGCAUGGCAAUUUGGGCUAAUAGUCCCCCUUCACUUGCCGAUUUACGUCACGAUAACAUCAAAUAUUUGAGCGAGUUGCUUAAAAUCCGACUUUGCCAGGCCAAAGCCAGAGCAUUAGCAUCGCUUGGACCACAAGAUCCAAAUGCCUUGUUGCUUUCCAAGGCUACCAAAAAACAUCGAGUACGACUGGCACGCAAACGACACCAAGCCGCGCCAUUAAAUACGCGUACGGUAUCCGGGAACGGUCAGCGACUGCGGCGACAACAACAACACAUGUAUAAUCACCGUGAACUUAUAUCAUCCAACAAUGCCCUGUCACUGCAAGUCGAAGAUGACAGACAAAGUCAGUCUCUUAAGAUCCCAAAGAAACGUGGCUCUACCGCUGGCGGUGCUGGCAAGAAAAGAAACGUGGGUGAGAGCAAGGCCAGAAAGACUACGACAACAUCGAAACAAACAAGACGAUCACGGGCUACGCCGCCGCUCAUUCUUGAAGAUGGUAAAUUACCCACAUCAAUAUGUCGUGGAGUACAGCUAUUUAUAUAUUUGGGGAAAAAGAGACCUUAUCAAAGUGCAGAAAAGUUAGAACUAACAUACACUCCGUGGAUCGAUCUUGUUUUUGUGGCACUAGGUUCACGCGCCUUUGUCUGCAAAUCAUGCGGUAAAAAGUACAAGAAUCGAAAUGGGCUGGCAUAUCACCGUGAUCGAUGUAAACAGAAAGGACUCGAGGAUGAAAACCAACAGCAGUACGAGCUUGCAGAGGAUGAUAACGACGAGGAGGAGCAGCAAUCAGGAGAAGGCAUUAAAUGCGUUUGCAAGAAACCAACAGAAGACCGCGGUACCAUGAUCCAGUGUGACAAGUGUCAAAUGUGGCAGCACCUCAAAUGCGUAGGUGUCGAUCAGAAGGACAUUGCCAAGGACUACACAUGCCCUUACUGCGUGAAAAAGGAGGCAAAAGUAAAUAGCAACAGCAAAGCGACAACAGCAGCAAAAGCACGCAGACAUUCGGAGUUAGACGAGAUGGAAGAAGAAGAGGAUGAACUCGCUGAGGACGAUGAAGAGAUGGGUGAAGAGCAACAGCAGCAGGAUCUAUCACUAUCAACACCAGCAAUAUCGUCAGCCACGAUCUCCAGUAGAAACGACACUGUUAUGAAGGAUGGUGAUAUGGAUGUUGAAGAGCAACUAGUAACACUUAACGAUGACGAUUUAAGCGGCACGGAGAGCAACGAAGACGAAUUCAUGAAUGCUGAUAUUCACGAUGAAGCUAUUCACGGAGUCACGCCUGAGAAUAACAUUGUGCUAUUCGAUAUGAAAUCUGGGGAUCGGGAGCAGCAACCAGUAGUACCGUUGGAGAAUAAUAGUGCAUCUCAGCUAGCACCAGAGUGGGAUGAUCUUCUCUUUUCUCAAACACCGGACAACAGCUUACGACAGGCAACACAAGAGCCAUGGACAAAGAUGAGUAGCAGCAGCCACGAUGAAAAUAAGUUCGCCAACUGGGACUUUAGCGAUUUAAGCCUAUUACAACCACCGUCCUUGCUAUUUUCUGAUGCCAUGGUCGACGAUGACUCGUCGAACCUACAGCCUUCUUCUGAUUUCCUUCCCACCGAUCAUCCUUCAAGCGAUCUUGGACUACCAACGUCUCCCGAACCUUUGUGGUUUCAGUUUGCAAACUUUGAAGACGAUUAUCAGUGCGAAGAAGCUCAGUAGCACUUUUCUCCUGUCAAUCCCCUUAUAUCCCCCUUAUUUUAAUAACUUCCAUCCCUGUUUUCUUAAGCCUGUCUGUCCGUUCACACCACAUAUUUCCUUUUACUAAAACCCACCAGCACUCUUAUUUCCCUCAUCCACCUUUAAAACCCCAAAGACACUUUGUAAUACGAAACUCUCACAUAUACAUAUUCCGAUUAUUGCUUUUCUAGUACGAGAUAUAUACAUAAAAACGCGACUCAAUAUAGUAGCUCUUUUCUUAAAC